Messenger RNA from Mandrillus leucophaeus (drill), 475 nucleotides. RefSeq names its product partitioning defective 3 homolog. Gene Ontology annotation, biological process: establishment of cell polarity; cell adhesion; establishment or maintenance of epithelial cell apical/basal polarity. The record is from RefSeq and is a predicted model, not a curated record. Gene Ontology annotation, cellular component: adherens junction; apical junction complex; apical plasma membrane. The transcript has 3 exons. Lineage: Eukaryota; Metazoa; Chordata; Mammalia; Primates; Cercopithecidae. The coding region runs from base 68 to 475 and encodes 135 amino acids. Gene Ontology annotation, molecular function: phosphatidylinositol binding.
AUCCACCCAUCUGCAUUAGGAGCCUUGCUGAGGACAGUGCAGUGCUAGACAUUGGGAACCACGUUACAUGGACCAUUCUCAUGGGGGUGUAGGAUGGGAGGAUGGACUGUGUCUGCAUCUGUUCUUCUGUGCUUGCGACCUGAUACCCGUGAUUACAGUGCUGAGCUGCAGCGCUAAGUGUGGGGACCCAAACUACUGGAUACAAGUGCAUCGCUUGGAACAUGGAGAUGGAGGAAUACUAGACCUUGAUGACAUUCUCUGUGAUGUAGCAGACGAUAAAGACAGACUGGUAGCAGUGUUUGAUGAGCAGGAUCCACAUCAUGGAGGUGAUGGCACCAGUGCCAGUUCAACGGGUACCCAGAGCCCAGAGAUAUUUGGUAGUGAGCUUGGCACCAACAGUGUCUCAGCCUUUCAUCCUUACCAAGCAACAAGUGAAAUUGAGGUCACACCUUCAGUCCUUCGAGCAAGUAAGUGA